Molecule: messenger RNA, 3838 nt
Organism: Pungitius pungitius (ninespine stickleback)
Lineage: Eukaryota; Metazoa; Chordata; Actinopteri; Perciformes; Gasterosteidae
Gene: wnt10b
Product: wingless-type MMTV integration site family, member 10b
Exons: 4
Coding region: 135-1424 (429 amino acids)
Biological process (GO): cell fate commitment; multicellular organism development; canonical Wnt signaling pathway
Cellular component (GO): extracellular region
Molecular function (GO): cytokine activity; frizzled binding
Source: RefSeq, a predicted model, not a curated record
CUUCACUCUCCGGUCGUUUGGCGGUGCAUCGAUAAUACUCCACUCCUCUUCUCUCUUUUUUGUUUGUAUUCUUAUGCAGUACAGGACUUUGCUACGAGUGUUUUAAUGUCACGUCGCGUAAGACGCUUAACGAAAUGGAGCCAUCAAACAGACUCCGUUGGGACCAAUUCCUGAUUUUGGCAGCAGCACUUAUGUCACCUGCAUUAACGGUGCUGUGUAAUGAUAUCCUCAGCCUGAGGGUGGCAGGAGAUCCAGUGCUAACCCCUAAUUCAGUGUGCCUGAGGCUGGCAGGCCUCAGCAAACGUCAGAUGCGGAUGUGUGUGCGAAGCCCCGAUGUGACAGCCUCGGCUCUGCAGGGUAUCCAGGUGGCCAUCCACGAAUGCCAGCAUCAGCUCAGAGAUCAACGCUGGAACUGCUCUUCGCUCGAGGGCCUUGGCAAGCUUCCCCACCACAACACCAUCCUCAACAGGGGUUUUCGCGAGAGUGCCUUCUCUGUGGCAUUGAUGGCAGCGGGUGUGGCUCACUCUGUGGCCUCGGCGUGCAGCAUGGGCAAGCUAGGGGGGUGUGGCUGUGAGGCCAAGCGUCGCCAGGACGACGAGAAGAUCAGGCUGAAACUCACACAGCUGCAGCUGCAGACCCUGCAGAAGGGUGGGGUAGGCCUCGGCAUGACCCGAACGUUACCCUCCGAGCUAAACGGUCACCAUGGCGACCUGCCCGCUUACCUGCGCUCCACCCAUCCCUCUGCCCUUCUCAAGCCAUUGCCAGAUGAGUUAACCUCCGUGCAGGAGACGUGGGAGUGGGGGGGCUGCCGUCAUGACGUCAAUGUCGGGGACCGUUUUUCCAGGGACUGGCUCGACUCCCGCGGAUCUCCAAGAGACAUUCACGCCCGCAUGAGGAUACAUAACAACCGAGUUGGACGGCAGAUCGUGACUGACAACAUGAAGAGGAAGUGCAAAUGCCACGGCACAUCGGGGAGCUGUCAGUUUAAGACCUGCUGGCAUGUGUCUCCCGAGUUCCGGCUUGUGGGUUCUCUGCUCAAGGAAAAGUUCCUGUCAGCCAUCUUCGUCAACUCCCAGAACAAGAACAACGGGGUUUUCAACCCUCGGACAGGAAACGGCGCCGGCAGGAGCGCAGCGGGACUCCACGGAGGGCGCCGUCGAACCAUGUCGAGGGAGCUUGUGUUCUUUGACAAGUCUCCUGACUUCUGCGAGCGCGACGCGUCCGUGGACUCUCCGGGUACUCAAGGACGCAUCUGCAACAAAACCAGCCACGGCACCGACAGCUGCGGCGCGCUGUGUUGUGGCCGUGGACACAACAUCCUAAAACAGACACGCAGCGAGCGCUGCAAUUGCAGAUUCCACUGGUGUUGCUACGUGCUGUGUGAGGAGUGUCGUCUCACGGAGUGGGUCAACGUGUGCAAGUAAAUUCCAGUUCUCCCAGUCGCGUCUGCCUUUACCACAUCCAGAACUCAAGAUGGCCAGCCUGAUCCCUCGGCCCACUCCCUUUGUUUGAGCUUUUGUUUUUGCUCGUCGUGUAGCUCUCCCAGAGAAUCUGUUUACCCCCCCCCCCCCCCCCACCCCUGCUCCUUCUUUUUGGUCCAUCAUCUGGGAUAUAUUUGCUCUUUGUAGCCGCUGUUAUUCUCGAAAAUGCCAAGUCAGAGAUUGAAGAGGUGACUCAUGUCAUUUGUCUCGCCGUGGGCUGUUUAGAGGCUGUCCUCUCAGUCAUGAAAACAGGCUGUAACCUGUUCUUUCACGCAAAACAAAGACAAGCAGAGGAUCGUUUCCAUGCCAACAUCUCAUUGUACAGUAGUUGUGUAUUUGAAUGUUUACAUGUAUAUUUGUAAAUUAUUUUUAAUAUUAUCAUUGUGUUGAAGUCUUUUUUUGUUCUGGUUACUGACAGACUGGUGCGGGGUGAGUGGCAAAGGAUGGUGAACCAGGGCUGUCAGACAAAAAGGUCCCAUCACAAUUUACAACAUUUAACCAUUUAACUCCUUUAAUGAUCUCCGAGACAUAUACUCCAUUUUUAUAUUUUGCACCUGUGACUCCGACAAGGAUCAUUAUUUGGAGGUCCGUCAAAAAACAUUUCUAGACCAGGCUUUUAUUAAUAUGAGAAAACAAGAUAAAGGACAAUGGUUUCUUUUUAAGAAAUGAUAUAUUUGAACCGGGAACUCAAAAGCUUUUUCAAAUUCUGUCCCUCCUGCUGAAUAACUUCCUCCUGAUGUAUUUACACCAUCUCAACAAUAGUAAGAACUUCAUGAGUGGUCGCUUGUGUUCAUGUCUUUCAUGAACGUGUGUCCCUUUUCCCAUGAGAUCACGACUGGGCUUUUGUUAUUCCGUGCCUGCCUUUGUCGGUUUCAUCGGUCCGAGCACUCCUUAGAUUAUUCCCACAUGCAGUACAUGUCAAAGUGAGGGAUGGACCUGCUUCAGUCUUGAACGGAUGCUGAAGGGUGUGUGUGUCUCUCGCUGUGUCAUUUUUGGGGGGGUAAGUCCUACUACAGAAUUGGGAGGUGAGAGCCCUUUUAUGGUCACUUCAUGCGGAGAGAAGGCCUUUUUAUAGCUGCAGGAUAUUGUUUCUUCAAAGUAUGACUUUUAUUACUGGAGAAAAGCAUCGACCGAGAGAGUGGGGCUGAUUGCACCAGACUUUUCUUUGUGAUCAUCGGAGGGGAUCAUCUGUACAGAGUUCAUAAGCAAGGAAGGGACGUUGUGUCCCUGUUACCCGGAAGACAGACUUCACAAAUAUAACCACUGGCACGUAAACGAAUGCAUGCGUUUAUGUAAAAAGACACUUGCAUUUAGGAACACAAGCACUGACGCACAAUCAAAAACAUGCGUGAUGAUGCAGACAUGAACUGUCGGACCCGAAUGAUUUGCCAUUUUAUUCUCGUUAUGCUGCAGAUUUAGCAAAACUCUCAUGUCAACUCAGACUGAAUUUAUGAUUGCAGCAUUCUUAGAUAUCUCAGAUGAUCCAAACUCCAUGCUCUGUCCGCCAUAUAAGAUUUAAUGGCAAUUAAGUGUCGGUUGUAUGGACUCCUGAGGAAUGGCAGUGGCUGAAUCGACUGUCUGUUUGGUAUUUAGUGGGGGAAUAGAAGAGAGACAGUGACUUGUAUGGAAUGAUAAGGUAAUGGCUUUCUGGUUUGCAUUUCUUCUUUCCUUUAUCAUUUCACCCUGGAGCGGCUAAGAAAAGGGAAUUUCCUGUCACUGUUGUUCCCAUGUGUCAGACAGAGGUUGUUGGACAGUCUGGGAUUGGUUUCUCUUUUUCCCCCUUUCCCAUUCUCCCCCUCAUCACUGCAGACAUAGACACAUGCACAGCAACACAUUGAAUGCCCCCCAGAGUAAUGACAACCAGACUGGGCUGAAAUUAAAGAGAGGGAGAAAGAGAGAGGAAGUCGGGAGAUAAAAGUUACCCAUUUUGAUUGACAGGAUGAUUAUAUAUAUAAAGUAAGGCGAUUUAGUGUGUUUAGUUGGAUAUAAAGAUUGGGAGAUAUAUGCGCGCUGUACGUAUGGCAAAGAUGCAAAAGCAAAGGACAAAUGGGAUAUGGAGAAUGGGGUGAAUAAAGUGUACUCUGUAUAAAUACAGGCCUCAAAACAUCUGCUUCUUAACUCCCCUUUCGUUUUUGAUGUGGGACCAGAAGAGAAGGAGAGCGGGAGGAAAAACACAAGGAGCCAGCUACCCAGAACAUCAAAGCCCCUGCCCUCAACGCGCAGGCCCUCAUUAGUUCAGCUAGCAGAACCGACGAGACUUGUGAUUGUGUUUGCUGGGGUGCACGCUGGCAUACACUUCAGAGAAAAGGCUCCUUUAAGUCAUAGUUCCCCACCCCACCUCUUCUGCCACUACCCGA